AUGACUAGUAUGAGCCACGACUUCGCGCAACUUGUUUUCUUCGAGGUCAGGGGAGGGGACGCCAACUCAAAAUGGGGUAACAUGUACUUCGGAAUCGCCCAAGCCCUUCAGUUUUCCAUCGUCGGCAUACCGAACACGAUUGCACAAGAGGCCUGCCGCUGGGCGGCCACCGCCGAAUCGACGAGGAGGAUCAUGAACAUCCGAUACUCGUUGCUGCCCUACACUUACACGCUUUUCCGCAAGGCCCACACGGCGGGUGAGACGGUGUUGCGCGCUUUGGCGUGGGAGUUCCCGAACGACGAGUCGCUGAAGGCUGUGGAGACGCAAUUCAUGUCUGGCCCCGCGUUGCUCGUGACGCCCGUUCUGGAACCGCUUGCGACGACGGUCAAUGGUGUAUUCCCAGGCGUGAAGGAUGGCACGCGCUGGUAUGAGUGGUACACGCUCGACGAGGUCGACGCAAAGCCGGGCGAGAACAAGACGCUUGAUGGCCCUCUAGUGCACCAGCCCGUCCACAUUCGCGGCGGGUACGUCAUUCCCAUCCAGAAGGCUGGCAACACGACCAAGACUUCACGCAAAAGUCCUUGGACCUUGAUCGUCGCAUUAGAUAAGCAUGGUAAUGCCGAGGGUGAGCUGUUUCUGGAUGAUAGUAUCAGCUAUGUCCAAAAGGCCACAAAGAGCAUUAAGCUCAAAUAUACCAAGAACACACUUACGACCAAGGUAUCCGGAUCAUAUAACGACCAUCUUCCCAUCGCCAAUAUCACAAUUCUUGGGCUGAAGAACUCGCUGGGAGCGGCGCAUAUGACGCUUGGAAAAACCAAGCUUAACAUCACGCGGGCGUCGCUGAACUGUUCAAGUACUAGUGGAUAUCUUUACUUCACGAACCUUGAAGAAGCAACUAAAGCAGGAAUAUGGAGCGCAGAUUUCACUCUAUCUUUAUCACACUAA
Messenger RNA from Diaporthe citri, 945 nucleotides. RefSeq lists its product as uncharacterized. The coding region runs from base 1 to 945 and encodes 314 amino acids. The transcript is spliced from 3 exons. Gene Ontology annotation, molecular function: hydrolase activity, hydrolyzing O-glycosyl compounds. NCBI's taxonomy places the organism in Eukaryota, Fungi, Ascomycota, Sordariomycetes, Diaporthales, Diaporthaceae. The record is from RefSeq and is a predicted model, not a curated record.